AUGCUCUCGCCGGUUCUGUUAUGGCGAAGCGCGUCAAGAUGGACAGUCCUGCACACUUGGGGUGCAACGAUCAGCACGCAGCAAACAUGCGACGAGAAGGAGAACAUCCAUCCAAAUCAGGGUGCUGCUCAGCCUGUUCAGAAUGCUAUCGUCCGCUCGCGCAGUCGUCUGGCUUUAUCGACGAGCUUACGCCGGUCUACGUCUUCUAAGACCCUCAUCGCGAAGCAAGCCUCGGCGGCGGAUGUGCCCUUUGCGGACGUCCCGGCCAGUCUGCGCAAGGCCGGCAGCCUGCGCUCGGAUCCUGAGUCCAAGCCCCGUCCAACGAACGUUGAGGAAGAUGACGAGCUCGUGCCCACCGAGCCGAACACGCCUUUCCCCGUCAUCUCGCCCUCGGUCCUCCGCUCGCCGGCAUUCAGCUCACAGUCAUCAUCGGCUGAGCCUGGCUCCGCCGAUGCGAGGCUUCAGCGGCUGUGUGAGCGGGCGAAGGCUUCGCGCGCAAGGAUUUGGGAAGCGAACGAAGAUGGCGGCGAGGCGGCGCUCUUCGAGGACGCCUUUGUCAUUGGAUCAGAGAUGAGGCUGAGGAUCGUGGAGUGGUUGUUGACGUUCCUUCCCUCCAAGCGGCGCCACUCGCAACUGUACGACCAGCUAGCUACUUCCCCGGAGACGCGCUUCCAGGCAGUCGUGCUCUUCCUGGCAUGUCUAAAGCAGACGGUGAAGGAAAGUAAUUGGGGCGAGUUUGUGGACGAGAGAAUUAGGAAGCGACUGGUCGCGGAUGAGGCGAAGGAGGGUGGAACGGGCGUUGGAGAUCAGGCUGGCGCCGCCACUGGAACUCAGACGAGCGCGCACGACGCGGAAUACGAUUACGAGACGGAUCUCGCGGAGUACGAAGCGGAGGAGCUGGUUGAUGGGCUGAGACUGAUUGUGUGGGAUACGGCUGUUGGGGCGCUGGCGUUGAGUGUGAAGGAAUGCCAGCGCGACGUCCUACGAUCCGUCAACUACACGUUCGGCGUGACGCCGCAGCCGCUGAUGGACAAUGUCUGGUUGGCGGUGCCGGAGCUGCAGAGCGUGCUGGACUAUGAGACCCAGGAGGAGGCAGAGAAUCAGCAAGCGGACGCGGAGAAGGCCCACUAUCUGGAGACGAUGGAACGCUGUGCGAAGAAGGUCCUGGGAGAUGCUGUUCAGGGCUUGUAGAGCGCCCGACCUCAUGCGCUACGAUGCCGCCGUCCUCACUGCUGCUGCCAUCAUGCGCGCCCUUGUAGACGUCUG
Molecule: messenger RNA, 1266 nt
Organism: Schizophyllum commune H4-8
Lineage: Eukaryota; Fungi; Basidiomycota; Agaricomycetes; Agaricales; Schizophyllaceae
Exons: 7
Coding region: 1-1191 (396 amino acids)
Source: RefSeq, a predicted model, not a curated record